AUGGGGGAGCCGACGGGAGGAUUAGAUCAGAUGUUAUUGCCGGGCACCUUCUCGCUCAUCAUUGAGGCUCUGCAUACGGACUCUCCUGACGACCUCACCACAGAAAACCCCGAGCGCCUCAUCAGCCGCCUGGCCACCCAGAGGCACUUGGCGGUGGGUGAAGAGUGGUCCCAGGACCUGCACAGCAGCGGCCGCACUGACCUCAAGUACUCCUAUCGCUUCGUGUGUGAUGAGCACUACUAUGGAGAAGGCUGCUCUGUCUUCUGCCGUCCCCGGGACGAUGCCUUUGGUCACUUCACUUGCGGAGAGCGCGGCGAGAAAGUCUGCAACCCGGGCUGGAAAGGCCAGUACUGCACUGAGCCGAUUUGUUUGCCUGGAUGCGAUGAGCAACACGGCUUUUGCGACAAACCUGGGGAAUGCAAAUGCAGAGUGGGUUGGCAGGGGCGAUAUUGCGAUGAGUGCAUCCGAUACCCAGGCUGCCUUCAUGGUACCUGUCAGCAGCCGUGGCAGUGCAACUGCCAGGAAGGAUGGGGUGGCCUUUUCUGCAACCAAGACCUGAACUACUGCACCCACCACAAGCCCUGCAAGAACGGUGCCACGUGCACCAACACUGGUCAGGGGAGCUACACUUGUUCUUGCCGACCCGGGUACACAGGCUCCAACUGUGAGAUUGAAAUCAAUGAGUGCGACGCCAACCCUUGCAAGAAUGGUGGAAGCUGCAAUGAUCUUGAGAACAGCUAUUCCUGCACCUGCCCCCCAGGCUUCUAUGGUAAAAACUGUGAGCUGAGCGCAAUGACCUGCGCUGACGGGCCAUGCUUCAACGGUGGGCGAUGCACCGACAACCCCGAUGGGGGAUACAGCUGCCGCUGCCCACUGGGUUAUUCUGGGUUCAACUGUGAAAAGAAAAUUGAUUACUGCAGUUCCAGCCCUUGUGCUAAUGGAGCCCAGUGCGUCGAUCUGGGGAACUCCUACAUAUGCCAGUGCCAGGCUGGCUUCACUGGGAGGCACUGCGAUGACAACGUGGAUGACUGCGCCUCCUUUCCCUGCGUCAAUGGAGGGACCUGCCAGGAUGGCGUCAAUGACUAUUCCUGCACCUGCCCCCCGGGAUACAACGGGAAGAACUGCAGCACCCCGGUGAGCAGAUGCGAACACAACCCCUGCCACAACGGGGCCACCUGCCACGAAAGAAACAACCGCUACGUUGAGUACACGGAAGGCCAGAAUGCCCAGUUCCCCUGGAUCGCCGUCUGCGCCGGGAUUAUUCUGGUCCUCAUGCUGCUGCUGGGGUGCGCUGCCGUGGUCGUCUGCGUCAGGCUCAGAGUGCAGAAGAGGCACCACCAGCCUGACGCCUGCAGGAGCGAGACCGAGACCAUGAACAACCUGGCGAACUGCCAGCGCGAGAAGGACAUUUCCAUAAGUGUCAUUGGUGCCACUCAGAUUAAAAACACGAAUAAGAAAGUAGACUUUCACAGUGACAACUCCGAUAAAAAUGGCUACAAAGUCAGAUACCCGUCAGUGGAUUACAAUUUGGUGCACGAACUCAAGAAUGAGGACUCUGUUAAAGAGGAGCACAGCAAAUGUGAAGCCAAGUGUGAAACGUAUGAUUCGGAGGCAGAGGAGAAAAGUGCAGUACAGCUAAAGAGUAGCGAUACUUCUGAAAGAAAACGGCCAGAUUCAGUAUAUUCCACUUCAAAGGACACAAAGUACCAGUCGGUGUAUGUCAUAUCAGAAGAGAAAGACGAGUGCAUCAUAGCAACUGAGGUUAGUAUACUGCCGGGCAGCUGGAACAGCAGAGAAAGGUCUCGGUGCGCAACCCUCAUCUCACACGCGUCAGGGCGGCUAAACUCUUUUCCGUGGUGCCACAGGGAUUUGUACCUGUUGAAAUCCAGCCAGCUCAACUUUGUCGUGCUGCGGAUGUUGUAA
Molecule: messenger RNA, 1923 nt
Organism: Egretta garzetta (little egret)
Lineage: Eukaryota; Metazoa; Chordata; Aves; Pelecaniformes; Ardeidae
Gene: DLL1
Product: delta like canonical Notch ligand 1
Biological process (GO): heterophilic cell-cell adhesion; establishment or maintenance of epithelial cell apical/basal polarity; multicellular organism development
Cellular component (GO): protein-containing complex; plasma membrane
Molecular function (GO): calcium ion binding
Source: RefSeq, a predicted model, not a curated record